AUUCUUUCAAGCCACAAGUCUCCGACAAUUCAACAAGGAACCAUUCACCCAACAGGCUCUCUGAAAACUUCUUCCAAUAUGAUGCAAAUCAAGUACUUGUUCGCCCUCUUCGCUGUCCUGAUGGUGGUCGUCCUGGGAGCCAAUGAGGUCGAUGCCGACUGCCUUUCCGGAAGAUACAAGGGUCCCUGUGCCGUCUGGGACAAUGAGACUUGCCGACGAGUGUGCAAGGAGGAAGGACGAGUCAGUGGUCACUGCAGCCCCAGUCUGAAGUGCUGGUGCGAAGGAUGCUAAGACAUCAGCGCUACAAAAACCGAA
Molecule: messenger RNA, 315 nt
Organism: Drosophila suzukii
Lineage: Eukaryota; Metazoa; Arthropoda; Insecta; Diptera; Drosophilidae
Gene: Drs
Product: Drosomycin
Biological process (GO): defense response
Source: RefSeq, a predicted model, not a curated record